Messenger RNA from Plasmodium yoelii, 3348 nucleotides. Its product is annotated as HAD superfamily protein, putative. The record is from RefSeq and is a predicted model, not a curated record. Bases 1 to 3348 code for a protein of 1115 amino acids. NCBI's taxonomy places the organism in Eukaryota, Apicomplexa, Aconoidasida, Haemosporida, Plasmodiidae. The transcript has 5 exons. Gene Ontology annotation, molecular function: phosphatidate phosphatase activity.
AUGUGGGGGAAAAUAGUUAGCAGUGUUUCAAAUGCUCUUGAUUUUAACCAAGCUACAUUAAGUGGUUGUAUUGAUAUUAUAUGUAUCGAAUCAGAAAUAGAAUCUGAAAUAAAAAAUGAUAAAAAAAUAAACUUAAUUUAUAAGUCAACACCAUUUCAUGUAAGAUUUGGAAAAACAAAAUUAUUAAGAUCAAAAGAAAAAAUAGUUAAUAUAUUAGUUAAUGGGAAAACUACAAAUCUUCAUAUGAAAUUGGGAAGUGCAGGUGAAGCUUAUUUUGUUGAAAAAACAUAUGAUGAUGUAGAAGAAGAUUUAGAAACAUCUCCUUUAUCAUCUCCUAGAUACCAAUAUGAUGAUAUUUUUUUGGAAAAUAACAUUGAUAGUUGUAGUAUAUAUGAAUCAUCAGUUAAUAAUUUUAAAAGUGAUAAAGAAGAAUAUGAAUUUUAUGCAAAUGAAGAUGAAAAUAAAUUAUUAUUAAAUAAUUCUCAAAAUAAAAAUACAGAUAUUUCUGAUAAACACAAUCCUUAUGAUCAACUUCCAAAAAAUAAAUCAAAAAGUAUCUUAGAAAGAAAAGUUAAUAGUGAUAACGAACUAAUUCCUCGAACAUGUACACGAAAUCGUAGAAGUAGCAAAGCAUCAUAUAAAAAUGAUAAUAUAAAAUCACACAAAAAAAAAAGUGAAACAAAAAUUGAUCUAAAACAUUCUGAUAAAUUAUCUAUAAAAGAAAGACACACAACAUCUCAAGAAAAUACUGAAAAAAAAAAAAAAUCAAUUAUUAGUAAUAAUGACGAACAGGAUACAAAUGAAGAUGGGGAUAUAUUAUAUAAUCUUAAAACUUAUCAAACAAUUAAAAAAAAAACCGAAAAAAAAACCGAAAAAAACGAAAAAAAGGGUGAAAAAACCGAAAAAAAAGGUGAAAAAAGUGAUCUAAAACAAAGCCCAAAUGAAUAUGAUGAUAAAAAUAAUAAUUCUGAGUGGUCUUGGUCAUGGGGAAGAUUGCCACAUUUAAAAAUUCCAAAUCAAGCUUCAGAUAAUGGUAGUAUUAUUUUGUCAUCUAGUAAAAAAAAAAAAAAAAAUAGAAGUGUUGCUCCAAACAAUAAGUUUAACACAGAUAAUAAUAAAAAUAAAGAAUUAAAAAAUGAACAUCUUCUAUCAAUUCCUAACGAUCUUAAUGUUAGAAAAAGAAAUUUCAGUGAGUGUUAUAUUAAAAAAUCUAAUGAUCAUAACAUUGAUAUUAAAAAAUAUUCCUUAGCAUAUAUAAAUAAAGAAAAAAAUAUCAAUUUUAUUGCAAAAGAUUCAAAAAGCAAAAAUAUAAUAAAUGAUGCGUUUGCUGCUGCAAGUAAAAACAAUAACAUGGAAAAAAACAUGGAAAAAAACAUGGAAAAAAAUAGCAUCAUUCAUAACAACCCUCCAAACAAUUUGGAACCACAACGAACUAGCCAGUCAAAAUCAACACGCCCUUUAUCUCCAAAUUAUAAUACAAAACGAAGUGGAGAAAAAAAAGAAUCAAAUUUGAAUCUUCAUCCAACAGGACCACCAACAGUACCACCAACCGACUCAACAAAAAACAUGUUCGAAUCUAAAGUCAUAAAAAAAAAAGAAGAAAAAAAACAAAGUAAUGAUAAUGGACCAAUUUCAGAUGAUUAUAUAGAUGAAGAAGAAAAUAAAUCAAAUUUUGAAAAUAAUUAUUAUGAUCAUUCAAUUGAUGAUACACAAGAACAUGUGUUUGAUGAUGAUAUACAAAAUCGAAUAGAAUGUAGUCUAUGUGGACAUUUAUUAUUGAAUCAAAAUAUAGAUAAUGAACAUAAUGAAUAUAAUAUCGAAAUUUAUAAUAAAAAUAUUUUUGAAGCUAAUAUUGUUACAUAUGAUCAAAUUGAUAGAAAUUCAAAUUUAUGGUAUCAUCCAUCUCUUGUUUUUCGAUUCGAUAAAAAAGAUCCUUAUUAUCCUUCAAGGGUUGCUUUACCAUUAUUAGCAUCUUGGAUUGUUUUUAAUCAACCUCUUUCUAUUGUUGCUGUUGAAAAAUUAUUAAAUAGUUCUCUAAAUUUAAUUGAAAUGAAAGAUAAAAGUUGGAGAAAUUGGUUCGGUGUUUCUAAUGUUGAAAAUAAUAAUCAAAUUAAAUCUAAAAAUUCAAAAAAUGAAAAACAAAAUAGUACUCUAACACAUAAAAAAAAAAAUAUUCCUAAUUCAGAAAGUAAUACGAAUAAUAUUCCUCUCGAAAAAGACGCAACACACGUUACUUCUGCAUCUCAAAGUAAUAGAGAAAAUAAAGGAAAUAAUAAUGUAAAAAAUAGUGGCCAAAAUAGUGGGCAAAAUAAUGUCAAAAAUGGUGGCCAAAAUAGUGGCCAAAAUAGUGGAGAACAAAAUUCGGUAUUAGAUAUCGUGCCUAACUCUCAUAAUGCCAUCAACUUACGAAACUCAAGUAUUUCCCAUGAAACUAAUUUUUUUAAUUUUAAUAAAAGCAAUAUUAAAAGAAGUGUCCAGGAAUCUCUAUAUAGCAAAAAUGAUGAUUCUAAAAGAAGUAUUAGACAUAAAGAUGAUAAAAUAAAAAUACGUUAUAGAAAAUCAUUACGUCCCACAUCUGAACAGCUUCAAUCUUUAAAUUUAAAAGAAGGAGCUAAUACUAUUACAUUUUUAGUAACCUCAUCUUUACAAGGAACCAAAAGUAUUAAUGGAACAAUUUAUCUUUGGAAAAAAAAUGCUAAAAUUGUUAUUUCAGAUGUGGAUGGGACUAUAACUCGAUCUAAUGUUUUAGGACACAUUAUGCCAAUAGUUGGAAAAGAUUGGUCCCAUGAUGGUGUUUCUCAGUUAUUUAAUAAAAUAAAUAAUAAUGGUUAUCAUAUUUUAUAUUUAACUGCUCGAGCUAUUGGUCAAGCUGAUUCUACUAGAGAAUAUUUAUUUAGAUUUAAAAGAAAUGAUAAUAAACUUCCUGAUGGUCCUUUAAUUUUAAGUCCAGAUCGACUUUUUCCAUCUUUUAAAAGAGAAGUUAUUGAUAAAAAACCUUAUAUUUUUAAAAUUGCUGCACUACGAGAUAUUCGAAAUUUAUUUCCUUUAAACCAUAAUCCAUUUUAUGCUGCCUUUGGAAAUACUGAAAGUGAUCACCGAGCUUACAUAUCUGUUGGCGUUCCAGAGGCUAAAGUUUUUAUAAUUGACAAUCAUGGAAUUGUACAUCAUGUUAAUUCGACUUAUGCAAAAACGUACGAAACUAUGAGCGAAAUAACCGAAUACAUGUUUCCGAGCAUUAAAUGUGAUACCAAAAGAGAAGAUGACGACCAAUAUAACUCUUUUCAGUACUGGAAAAUGAACAGUCUAACAUACUAUGAGAAAUAUAUGGAUAUCAGUGAUAGCAGCUAA